This is a messenger RNA of Oncorhynchus gorbuscha (pink salmon), 1578 nucleotides long. RefSeq names its product jun dimerization protein 2-like. The coding region runs from base 103 to 699 and encodes 198 amino acids. The record is from RefSeq and is a predicted model, not a curated record. Gene Ontology annotation, cellular component: nucleus. Gene Ontology annotation, molecular function: RNA polymerase II cis-regulatory region sequence-specific DNA binding; DNA-binding transcription factor activity, RNA polymerase II-specific. NCBI's taxonomy places the organism in Eukaryota, Metazoa, Chordata, Actinopteri, Salmoniformes, Salmonidae. The transcript is spliced from 4 exons. Gene Ontology annotation, biological process: regulation of transcription by RNA polymerase II.
AUUUCCCCACUUCUUCCCCCCACUUUAACGUCUAGUUGGCAUAACUGAUAAUUUCCGCAUUCCCAAAUCCUCCCAGAUAGAGCUAACUAUUUAAACGGGCCGAUGCAACGAUUUCCACUUUUUAAAAUCUACUGUCGACCUUCAGCUGACCAGAAGAAAGGACAACUGUUGCACUCGGAAUCAAAGUCAGCUGUGGUCACAGCCGGGUCUAACAUGAUGCCGGGACCAAUCCCAGAUCCCCUGGUGACAGCGGGCUCCCUGCCCAGCCUGGGUCCCCUGGCAGGGAUCCCCUCCACCACGCUGACUGACCAGCUCAAAUUCGCCGACCUCCGGGAACUGGGGUCCAUGCUCUCUCCUCUGCACUUCCUGGGCAAGCUAGGGAAGAGGCCCCUAAACAUCAAAACAGAAAGAGAUGAGGAAGAGGACAGGAGGAAACGAAGGAGAGAGAAAAACAAAGUUGCAGCAGCACGCUGUAGAAACAAAAAGAAGGAGAGGACAGACUAUCUACAAAGGGAAUCAGAGAGACUAGAGGUGAUGAACUCUGACCUCAAAGCCCAGAUCGAGGAGCUGAAGCAUGAGCGGCAGCAGCUGAUCAUCAUGUUGAAUCACCACCGCCCAACGUGCAUCGUAAGAACAGACAGCGUCAAGACCCCUGAAAGCGAAGUCAACCCCUUGCUGGAGCACCUGGAGGGGAAGUGAUGUCACAGGACUCAGAGCAGCAGUGUCACAGUUACAGUUUACAGUGAAGCUCCACUCCGGUCAGCUAGCAGCACUUCAAUACCUCUGGGUUCUUGGCUUAGAGGAGAACCAGCUAAGCACUCCUGCCUGGAGCCAGAGAGCCUUUAAACACAAAGGUGACCCAAUGUGAUUGGACUUUGUGCUGGCAGUUAUUGCAUUGUUUAGAUUUUUUGUUUUGUUAUUGUUGUUAAGGGCCCCAUAGUCCCAGCCACUAUCACUAUAAACAAAUGGAAUUGAAUAAAUGGCUAAAUGCAGCUUGGUGAGCAAUACUCCACCGUUCCAAGGCAACAUGGCAGAUCUCUCAGGCCCCUAGGCACAGUCAGAGCUGUAUUUUUUGUUUAUACAUAUGUGUACUGGUUAUGUACACGGAUGUUUUUUUUUAUAUGAUUUUUUUUUGUAUUAUGCCUUCGAUGGCAGACCGGUUGAACCGCUUUCUUUUUUUUUGGCGCAGGCGUCAUAUAUGCACAUAACCUACAGUAUAUAUUGACUGUUUACAUUGUAGUUGGUCUGUUAUUGUUACUUUCAAAUAUGGUUCUGAUUUGUAUAUGCGCUGUACAUUAUAUGUAUCAUUUGACAUACUGAACAAAAAUAUAAACGCAACAUGCAACAUUUUCAAAUAUUAAUACAGCUCAGAUGAGGAAAUCAGUCAAUUGAAAUACAUGAUUUAGGUCCUAAUCUAUGGAUUUCACAUGAGUGGGAAUACAGAUGGUCACGGAUACCUUAAAAAAAAAAUUGGGCCUCAGGAUCUCGUCACACUAUUUCUGUGAAUUCAAAUUGCCAUUGAUAAAGUCGUGUUCGUUGGCCAUAGCUUAUGCCUGCCUGCCCAUACCUUUACCCCAC